This is a messenger RNA of Platichthys flesus (European flounder), 1639 nucleotides long. RefSeq names its product polymerase (RNA) III (DNA directed) polypeptide H (gene polr3h). Bases 255 to 887 code for a protein of 210 amino acids. The transcript has 6 exons. NCBI's taxonomy places the organism in Eukaryota, Metazoa, Chordata, Actinopteri, Pleuronectiformes, Pleuronectidae. Gene Ontology annotation, biological process: DNA-templated transcription; transcription initiation at RNA polymerase III promoter. Gene Ontology annotation, molecular function: DNA-directed RNA polymerase activity; DNA binding. Gene Ontology annotation, cellular component: RNA polymerase III complex. The record is from RefSeq and is a predicted model, not a curated record.
AUAGUCACAUGGAGGCAACAUGGCGAUGUCAGUUUGCUGCAGAUCAGUGUAGUUUUUGUGGCUUUGUUUCCUGCGUAGAGAGCGAUUGUUGACAUUUGUCCACUUUGUUGUGGUUUGUAGAGAAAGUAACAGAGUGAAUGUUGUGGUGAAACAGGAGAGUUUAGUCCGGGUGUUGUCAGACACACACAGACACACAGGUUGUCGGAGCACAGGUGCAGUGUGUGUGGCUGUGUGUGUCUGUGUGUGUCUGCAUCAUGUUCGUGCUGGUGGAGAUGAUCGACACCGUCAGGAUCCCUCCCUGGAACUUCCAGCGACAACUGAACGCGGCCAUCGACGAGGAGCUCAACAAGAAACUGGCCAACAAGGUCGUGUACAGCGUCGGUCUCUGCAUCUGCUUGUUCGACGUCAUCAAGCUGGAUGAUUCCUACAUCUUCCCUGGAGACGGAGCCUCGCACACCAAAGUUCACUUCCGGUACGUGGUUUUUCACCCUUUCCUCGAUGAGAUCCUGGUCGGCAAGAUCAAGUACUGCAGCCAGGAGGGAGUUCAUGUGACGAUGGGCUUCUUCGAUGACAUCCUCAUUCCACCAGAGUCCCUUCAGCAGCCGGCCAAGUUCGAUGAAGCUGAGCAGGUUUGGCUUUGGGAGUACGAGACGGACGAGGGCGCCCACGACCUCUACAUGGACCAGGGAGAGGAGAUCCGCUUUCGUGUGACGGACGAGAUCUUCGUGGACACGUCGCCCACGGGCCCAUCGUCAGCGGAGCCGGAGUGCCCGCCUCAACCGGGAGAGGCCCCUCCAGCAGAAGAAGUGAAGAAAGAGGCACCGUACACUCUGAUUGGAACCAUCUGUGAGCCGGGCCUGGGCCUCCUGUCGUGGUGGAACAAUUAGCCCGGCAGAGGAAGGAGAGGGCACCUGGUGUGUGUGUGAAAAAUGGACUCAUCUGAGAGACAAGGGACGUUCAGCUGGAGACACAGAACUCUGUCCUUCAGGAGACAUGAAGUGGAGGUGCUCCGAGCCGAGAUGCACCAGCACCGUGACCGCCAUAUUGAGACUGUUUAGUAAAUACUGAGCUUCACGUUCAGCUGUGAAUCUGUUCAGUUGGUAUAAUUCACAUGAGGGUUUUGACCCUGAAGUCAAAAGAAAGCAAGAAGUGAGUUAAUAAUGACAUGAUGACUUAAAUGUGACCAACAUGCACAGAUCACAAAAUCUCACUGUCUCUGCUCAGGAGAUUGAGCUCAAUACUCGGUGUCCACUCUGCUACGGACACGUCUGGCGUCCACACGUUGGAGUUUUAGAGCCGAUGAGCUGUUAUACGUUCAUUUCCUGUUUACACCGAUGCUCACGUGCAGUCACAUGAUUAUCUAAGCUCUGAAGUUUGAGUGUGGACGUGGAUUAAAUCUGAUACGGAGCCAAAACCCUAGUGUGGACAAUUAUAGUUUAAAGAUUAGUGAAAUGAUUUGAUGGAUGUCUGACACAUUUGAAUUUUCAAAAUCAAAACAACAGGACAGUAAUAUGGUUUCUUUUAAUGCAUAAUGGGUUUCAUGUUUUGUUCAUCACAUGUUUAUGAGCUUUGUAAUAUUUAGAGUUUGUCUUUUCAUCCCUCAGUAAAACCGACGUGUCAUCAGCGUGAGUGGAUGUGA